AUGCUAACUGAAAUACCUGUUGGGAUCGACGAGCGCCUCAAGAAGCUCCGAUCCGACAAGUUCAAGGGUGCAAUGGUUCUCGGCAACACCCACAAUCCAAACAUUGGCAUGUCAUUGACUCCAUCAGAGUCAGAGAAAGAGAUCACCGAGAUGUCCUCAUCACCGGAGUCAUGCCUGGCUCAGACCACUCAGGUGUGUUCUCCUCCACAGAGUGUGUUGCGGGAGCUGUCUAGUCAAUUGUGGUCGGCAACUGAGGGCCGUGCGUCGCUGAGAGAGGUGACGGUGGCUCUCCCUCGUUCCUGGAAGACGGACGCCCUCACCUGCUCCCUCCUCACGCCCCUCCUGGUGACGUCAGAACCCACAGAAGGCCACAUACGCGUCACAGAGACCCAUCCUGUGUUUGGGGCUCGGCCGUGGACGCAACAGAGCCAGGGGUGUGGCCGUCAGGGGGACUUCAUCCAGCUGAGUGGUGACCUUCUACGCACGGCGAGUAAUGAUUCUCACGCCCACGCCGCCCGCCUGCUACUGACGGAGUGGGCCAAGUUCCGCUGGGGUGUGUUUGACGAGCGAGGUCACACCAACGACCCCCUCUAUCCCACCAACUACCGUGACCCCAGCACCCAUCAGUGGUCAGGGACGGGAUGUGCUGACGGGACAGUGAAGGGCAGUACCUGUGACCCCGCCCAGCCUAGCUGUACCUUCACUCCGGACAUCUACACCAACACCCACCUCGUCACCUCCCUCCUCGCCUUCCCCGAUCUCCCCAACGUUCGACUGUUCUGUAACGAUACGACUCACAACAGAGAAGCGCCGACCAAACACAACUCGCUGUGUGGCGGCCGCUCAGCCUGGCAGAUUAUACAGCAAACACCGGACUUUGUAGGAGGGCGUAACAGGGCCAGUAAUGGGAGUCGAGGUCUGGAGCCCAUGUUCAGGUUCAUCCAGCAGGCCAGUCCUCGCUACGUCUUCGUCAUCGAGGACACCGCCACCAUGAACCUCCAGCGUCGCUGGGAGUUCUUGAGAAAGGCGAUGCGUCGAGUGGUGGUGUAUGAUGUGCCUGACGGAGCUCGUGUGGGUGUGGUCACCUUCCACUCUAUAGCGCGGACUGUGGCUCCCCUCACUUUUAUUGAGAGUGAAGACUCAGACAUGAGGCAACGUGUAGGCUCAUCCUUACCCCGCAAUCCUUCACCAACACCUGAGAGCCACAAAUGUAUCUUGUGUGGGGUCAAUGAGGCGCUGGGAGUGCUGGACUAUGACGACAAGACCGCUGAUGGUGCCACUCUCAUCUUGAUCACCACUGGCAGCGGCCCGACGCCACAACAUGAGGUGGACGAGCUGAUGCGUCUGGCGUCACAGCGGCACCUGAGGAUUGAGGUGGUGCUGUACCCGCUGACCGAGCGUCGUGGAGCUGCCACUGUCUCACACGGCCUCGAGGUUAUUACGGAGGCCACGCGAGGCUCCAUUUUCACCGUCAUGGAUGAAGGUGUUGGUAAUGACUCUAAGGUGAAGAUGAUGGUGGCGCUGAUGGACGCCCUCCUGGCGGCAGUGCAGCAAAGCGCACCUUCUUCAUCACCCGGAGCCCCUGUUCUGGUCCACAGCUCAGCCUACCCCGGCGGCAUUGCUUCCAUGUCUGCUGGUUCCUUCGCCCUGGACGACUCUCUGGGCCCCAACGCUCGCUUCUCCGUCUAUUAUUACGACCUAAACCAUGUAGGCAACGCCAUCCAGCUCACCGCCCCGUCCGGCCAGAUGAUCUCUUCCGUCAACGUACAGGAAGAAGAUGGUGAUGUCAACAUGAUCUUCGUCCGUCUGGAGAAGGCAGAGCGUGGGUUGUGGACGUACAGCGUAGAGAACCGCGCUGACUCCCACCAGGGCCUUUAUGUGCAGGUGACAGCCAAGCGUAACUCCUCCACGGGGCUGCAGGUGCGCCUGUGGACCAGCUCUGGCUCACGACCCAUCAACUCCUCCGACCCGUCGACACCUGUGGUGAUCUACACCGAGGUGAAGUCUGGCGUGGCGCCCAUCAUGGAGGCCCGGGUGGUGGCCAGACUCCAAAGGCUGGGCACCAACGCCACCGGCAGCAACUACCAGCCCAUCUUCCUCCAUCUGUGGGACAACGGCGUCGGUGAUCCGGACAUCACCAAGGGAGACGGGGUGUACUCGCGCUACCUGCCAUCACUGCCAGGCAGCCCAGGCCGCUAUCUGCUCAGCGCCGACAUCGACUACAACAGUGGGCUGGCGGCAGUAGCCAAGGGACCCCCAACACGCCACCACAAGAGCCUGUCUUCACACCUCCCUCACUACCACCAACACGGCUACGAAACUUGGAACGGUGAACAGACCUGUUGCGGCCACUCUCUGCCUCACGUCCACACUCGCCGUGCCCCACCUUUCCUGCGGCACGUAACCUGGGGUGUCCUGGAGGUAAUGUCCUCGCCCUCCCACCGUGACAAUGUCCCUCCCUCACGCAUCCUGGACCUCCGUGUAGAGGUCAACGACACAGUACACGAGAUCAGGCUCCGCUGGACGGCCCCGGGAGACGACUGGGACGUGGAACGAGCCCACCACUACGAGGCUGUGGUGGCCCCCUUCUGGAGGGAGGCCAGAGCCUUUCAGGGCGACCGUCUGACGGGUCUUCCUCAACCUCUGCCAGCCGGGACUCUCCACACUACCAACCUUCACUUCACCAGAUACGAGGAGCUGUGGUUUGUAACGAUACGGGCGGUGGACAAGGCGGGCAACAUGGGCGGCGUGGGCAACAUUGCCGCCCUCUGGGUACCUCGACCACCCACCACCUACGAGAUCACCACCAGAACACACCCAGCUCUCACCACCUCAGGUAACUACACGAUGCCAUCAGAACUUGGGUCAGGUCGGCCGGUGGGGAUAUCAGAGCUACAGUUAGAGGACAUAGCCGUCAUCCUGGGCAGCAUCGGUGGCUUCCUGGUGGUGGUGGCCGCCCUGGUGUCCUACUGCUACUGCCACACCACCAGGCGGCGGAAGCAGCAGCAGGAGAAGGACAUGAAGAAGGUGCAGGAGGGUAACGGUAGUGGUAACCUGAUGGUGAAACCCGGGGCACUGAGUGUGGAGGAGGGCGGGGGCAGCCAUGAGUCCCUGGACAGUGUGGUGAAGGAGGUACCGGUGGCGGUAGGAGACGGCCGCUCUCUCUCUCCCGUCCAGUCGUGGGACGCCACCACCCUCCUCAAGGAACACGAACGCCGACUGUCAGUGCACAACGAGGUGGAUGAAGACGGACCAGUGGCCUACAAAGUGAACGCCCCGCCUCCACAGGCGCCUUUCCCGGACGUCACGGUAACGAACAACCAUCAAGUGUCCAGCGGUGACGGCAGUAACAGCGGCGACGACCCUCCAGCUUACCCGCCCUGCACCCACGAGGACAACACCUGCCACUGUGCUGUCCCCAGACUGGAUUACAACAACUACACCUCCACCUGGGAGGAGCCUCUCACAGGUCACCUACUCUCCCGCGCCCACACCAACGCCUCCACGCCCACAUCCCACCAGCCACACCUCCCACAGGCAGACCGCAAGCGUCGCAACGUGACCCAGGUGUAAAAUAUACUCCACAGUAUUCCAUGCAUCAUGAAGAUAAACACUUACCCACACACUCUGGUGAUGACCUGGAGGACGACCUUCAGGAUCAAGUGUGGAGUUCUUCCAUAAUAAAACAUUAGUGCAGCUGUGUUUAGUGCGAAACUUUGUAAGCAGAAUCUGUCGCUACGGUGCUAAACUACACACAAACAAACAAACAAACAAUUUUACCAAUCUUUUUGCAUCUUCAAAAACAAUUAUGGUCAGGAUGGCAGUGAAAUUUUCUAAAAAAUAUAUAUAUAUACAGAUAUAAAAACAAAAAACAAAACUUUCAU
Molecule: messenger RNA, 3884 nt
Organism: Homarus americanus (American lobster)
Lineage: Eukaryota; Metazoa; Arthropoda; Malacostraca; Decapoda; Nephropidae
Product: calcium-activated chloride channel regulator 1-like
Exons: 10
Coding region: 1-3573 (1190 amino acids)
Source: RefSeq, a predicted model, not a curated record